AUGCGGAACCGAUUCACCAAAGCGGAUGACGAGAUUAUCAUGAAGCUUCGAAAUCAAGGAUUCUCCUGGGCGGAGAUUGACAGUCAGCUUGGACUUCCCAAAACGUCUGCUAGAGGCAGAAUCUGGAGACUGGCUCGCAGACAACAAGAUCCGGAAGCGAUGCGACUUUCAACUCCCUACAAAGGCCUGACGUCCUCGCAGAAAUGUCUCAUUCUCAAACUGCGAGCCCGGAAGCUGAGCCUGGGCGCGAUUGCAAGCAAGCUGCAGAAACCCUUUGAGGCCAUUCGAACAGUUGUCAAUGACUUGCCUAAUUUUCGUACGCCUCGCAAAAAAUGGUCGGAUGCAGAGGAGCAGGCUCUCAAGCGCUACCGCGAGGAGUUCGGAUUGACGUGGCGGGAGAUUGGCCAACUUUUGGGUCGAAGCGCAGCUGGUUGCGCCGUACGCUAUUGCAGCAAACGGCAGCAAGAUCCUCGAACUACACUUGUUCCCAAGAGCAGGUUCUUAGAAGAGGAGGACGAGGAUCUUCUGAAAUUGAAGCGAGAAUUCCGAUUGCAGUGGAGUGAAGUCCACGCCUACAUGCCUCAUCGGUCACUGUCGUCUUUACAGAUGCGAUACUACCAUCACCUGCAGAAACGACCCUGA
Lecanosticta acicola is the source of this 642-nucleotide messenger RNA. The record is from the annotation of a GenBank genome assembly. NCBI's taxonomy places the organism in Eukaryota, Fungi, Ascomycota, Dothideomycetes, Mycosphaerellales, Mycosphaerellaceae.